AUGGAUCGCCAGACGAGUCCCAGCCCAAUGGCUGCCGAGUCGGACGCGCCCUACGUCCCCCACGAUGUCUUUGACGAGACGGCAAACACGGCCCUCAUCGGCCUCGGCAGCGGCCUCUUCAUCGCCGCCAUCCGGAACGCAAUGUCCAAGCGCAACGUCGGCGCCAUGAGCGUCUUUACCCGCGGCGCCCCAAUCAUCGGCAUAUGCACUGCCGGCCCCGCUGCCUACGCCUUCUUCUCCCGGACCGCCAUGAACCUUCGCGAAAAGGACGACGCAUGGGCCGCGGCCUUUGGUGGAUUCAUGUGCGGCGCCAUCCUCGGCCUUCCCUCCCGCAAAAUGCCCGUCGUGCUUGGCCUCGGCGCCCUCGUCCUCUCGGUCCAAGGACCCCUCUACUACCUCGGUGGCCGCAUCGACUCCUACAAGAAGGAGGACGACGAGUUUGAGCGCAAGGAAAUCAUUCGUCGCACAACGCGCGUGCCCAUUGAGCAGACGAUUGCCGAGAUUGGCGAGGGGCGAGGCAUCAAGCCCCCGGGGUACGAGGAGCGGAGGCGAGAGCGCAUCAAGGAAAAGUACGGCUUCGAAAUCAAGCCCGUCAAGGCAACCGUCGAUGGCAGCCAAUAG
Molecule: messenger RNA, 621 nt
Organism: Hirsutella rhossiliensis
Lineage: Eukaryota; Fungi; Ascomycota; Sordariomycetes; Hypocreales; Ophiocordycipitaceae
Product: tim17/Tim22/Tim23/Pmp24 family domain-containing protein
Exons: 4
Coding region: 1-621 (206 amino acids)
Biological process (GO): mitochondrial respiratory chain complex I assembly
Source: RefSeq, a predicted model, not a curated record